GGAAUUUGGAUUCAAUCACCACAGGCCGGGAAGAGUAGUGAAGCAGAGCUUCUUCUUCUACUCUAAUGAAGCUUCUCGCCCUUUGUCAUCCCCCAAACUUCUGUUCCCCUCCACAGUAUUCCCUUCGAAGCAAAUUUCAGCAGAAAAAUACUAGCUUCUGCGUGUCAUGCUCUUCAAUUGGAUCCGAAUCGGGUAAGGUCACAACCACAUCUUCGAAAGCUGAAUACAAGCCAGGCAUUAUCGAUAACUUGCUUCUUACUUUGUUCCGGAAAAAGAUGGUGGCGGAGGUUGAGUGGGAUUCUGAGAAGCCUGGAUAUGAUGGACUCAUUGAAGUGGUAAACUGUCUUAUGAUGAAAGGCCAAACCAAUUCUGAAACUCAGGAAUCAGCGGUACGAAUUUUGAAAUCACUGUUUCCUCCGUUAUUAUUAGAGCUUUUUAAAAUGCUAAUAGCACCUUUAGGUAGCGGAAAAAUUGCUGCUAUGAUGGUUGCAAGGGUAACUGCACUCUCUUGCCAAUGGCUCAUGGGUACAUGCAAGGUUAACGCCAUUGAUCUUCCUGAUGGAUCAUCUUGUAGAAGCGGGGUGUUGAUAGAAAAAUGCAAAUAUUUGGAAGAAAGCAAAUGUGUAGCAAUUUGUAUAAAUACAUGUAAACUGCCAACACAGACUUUCUUCAAGGACUACAUGGGUGUUCCUUUACUGAUGGAACCUAAUUUCAGUGACUAUAGCUGUCAGUUCCAGUUUGGAGUUCUUCCUCCUCAGCCAUCAGAGGAUAAGACCCUCAAGGAGCCUUGCUUGGAAAUGUGCCCAAAUGCUUUUCAGCAUCAAGGCAGAGGAGUUCUCAGAGAUGAAGCACAAUGCUCAAAGGUAAACUGAAUCUUUCCUCUUCUCCUAGGGACAUUGUAUAGCAUUAAUUAUGCGCUAAACAUCUCUCUCUC
Molecule: messenger RNA, 934 nt
Organism: Telopea speciosissima
Lineage: Eukaryota; Viridiplantae; Streptophyta; Magnoliopsida; Proteales; Proteaceae
Product: beta-carotene isomerase D27, chloroplastic
Exons: 8
Coding region: 66-872 (268 amino acids)
Molecular function (GO): iron ion binding
Source: RefSeq, a predicted model, not a curated record